Messenger RNA from Glycine soja, 675 nucleotides. RefSeq lists its product as uncharacterized. The record is from RefSeq and is a predicted model, not a curated record. Bases 81 to 395 code for a protein of 104 amino acids. The transcript has a single exon. Lineage: Eukaryota; Viridiplantae; Streptophyta; Magnoliopsida; Fabales; Fabaceae.
ACGAUCUUGACUAAUGAACCACGCAGCAUUUUGUCUCUAGAAAACAAAUUUCCAAACAGAGAAGAAGAGGCAACAAUAAAAUGAUGAAGGGUCUCUCAUUUGUGCUGCUGUUGAUCCUUGUGAUCAUCCACUACAAGGUGGUCAACGCCAACAACAACAACAACUGUGUCACAGAAGAUUGCCUCAUCGGUGAUAAUUUUGAAUCAGAGUUCUCGUUUGGUUCCCAUGUGGCAAGAAUGCUCUAUGAUGUGAGUCAAUCUGUGUCUGGCCAAACAGGGAAUAGCAACAAUGCUGCUGUUAAUUGUCCACAAAGCAAUGGUUACCGUAGUUGCUUGCCAUCCCAAAACGGCGGCGGCCCUAACCAACGUUGUGGAGAUUACACCAGGACUUGCUAAGAAAAUGUUUCAAUCUUAAUAUAAUUUCUUUUCCGGUUUCAAUGUUGUCAUAUGAUUGAGAUUGUCAUAAUCUGAAGUUGUGCGCAUAAUAAUUGAUGCUUUCGGUUCACACUUUUGUCGUGGUUGUGUUAUUGUGUAUCAUAUGUACGCUUAUGUUAUUAAAUGUUGAUAAGAAUAAUAUUCCUUGCGAGAAGGAAAAGUUUGAGAAAUAUAUUAUUACAAGAAGGUAUUUCUGGAAUUUUGUUUUCUAUACUUAGUAAAAUUCCAGCUGUUAUUAUCA